Messenger RNA from Corticium candelabrum, 2134 nucleotides. RefSeq names its product fibroblast growth factor receptor homolog 2-like. Bases 57 to 1916 code for a protein of 619 amino acids. Lineage: Eukaryota; Metazoa; Porifera; Homoscleromorpha; Homosclerophorida; Plakinidae. Gene Ontology annotation, molecular function: ATP binding; transmembrane receptor protein tyrosine kinase activity. Gene Ontology annotation, cellular component: plasma membrane; signaling receptor complex. The transcript has 11 exons. Gene Ontology annotation, biological process: cell surface receptor protein tyrosine kinase signaling pathway; multicellular organism development; positive regulation of kinase activity. The record is from RefSeq and is a predicted model, not a curated record.
UGCAUUGCACUCAUAACUCGGGCGUACAGUACAGGGUGUGGCCCUUUUCAGCGGCGAUGCCGGCUGAACUGAGCGUCGCUGCUCUGCUAUUUGGGCUUUUACAUGUUUUAUUGGCUGCCCCCGACUGUCUACAACUGAGAAAGAGAGGAGAACUUGGUCUGUUACAGUACGAAUGCUUGACUCGGUUAGGAGCCUUGUUGACGCAGUCUUCUGGAGCUGCUGAACUUUGUGCGUUGUUGGAGGAUGGCAAAUUAUGCUCACAGUUGAGCAGAUUGGAUAUUUGCAGAGAAGUCGCCGAGAACAUAGUUGGGUACGAUAGCAGGAUGCUGUCUGCUGCUGUUGACCUUGCAGUUGAAUGUCCUUCCAGUUGCCUUCCAAAUGUUGUGUCAAAGGCUAGAGGCUUGAGACUGUGUAAUCCCAUGGAAGUUGAAAUGUUACCUACUGACGACGGAGUCGAGUUCGUUCAUCUGAAAUCACCUCCAGCGAUGGUCAAUUUUUUUAUUGAGGAGACUGAUCCACCGCCACGUAUUAUCACUACUAGAGCAACAUCUUCAGCUCCUAUGACAACAGCAACUACUGUUGUUACUAUGACUUCUAGUGCACCAAUCAAAACUGCAUCAAAAUCCCCACACACCAGUAGCAAAAGCGGUGGUGUGUCCAUGAUCGGCGUUGCAGUAGGAGUUUGUGGCUUUCUCUUCAUCCUUGGGACGGCGAUGGUAGUUGUCGGAAGAGCAAUAAGACAGAGGAGAAUCAGACAGAUGCAGAAGAAGAGAGCCAAAGAACAAGAUGUCGAAGCUGACAUGGACAUGUCGGUCAUUCCAGAAGCAAUUCGACAGAAUGCAGAUUUGGUCUCUGGCGGAGUAACCGGUCCAGUACAGGUUGUCGCUUAUGUUACUGUGUCAGAGAAGUCGGAUCAUGCAAUUCCAACGGAAGAUGUUGACCGGCUUGAUCAUCUGGAGUUUGUACCUCCUCCUGCAUCGUUUGACGAACUACAAGAAGAGCUGCUAAGCGGGCAAUUUAGAACAACAGAAUUGCUUAGGGAGUCAAUCUACCUUGGAGAUCAAAAGCUUAAAGCAUACACUGGUUCGAUGCUUCAUUUGGCGGGGAUUCCUCUCAAUAGCCAUCUGUGCAGAGCGUCAUACGAAGGAUCGGAUUUUGACGUGAAGGCACUGACUGCGGAUGCAACAGAGGACGAGAAAUUCGCAUUUCUACAAGAAGCGUGGAUAUACACUCGAUUGUCGCACCCGAAUGUGGUACAGCUGGUUGGCAUAGUCACUGUCGACGAUCCGUUUCUAAUGCUAUUGGAACCGAUGGCCAAUAACACUCUAAGCCUGUAUCUACAAGAACAUGGGACGCGGUUACCAUCACGUCUUCAUCCGGCUUUUCCGCCGGGCACAAGUUCUCUCUUCGCCAUAGCCCAUGACAUUGCGUCAGCCAUGGCAUACUUGGAGUCUAAGAGUUUUAUACACGGGGCAUUAACAAGCAGCAGCACAUUUGUUAUGUAUAAUGGUGUAUGUAAAGUUAGUAAUUUCGGAGCAAGUUUAAAGCAUUACAAUCGAAAGGAAUACGAUCCUCCUUUCAAGCUAGUUGACUUAGCGGUUCGGUGGUCAGCACCAGAGGUCUUGGAGCACAGCGAGUUCUCAUCAGCUAGUGAUGUGUGGAGUUACGGCAUUAUUUUGUAUGAGCUGUGGACGUCAGGUGCUAAGCCUUACGAAUAUUGGUCAAAUAUUAAGGUAUCAGAACAAGUGAAAAAUGGUCAUCGUUUGUCGGCUCCGAAUGGCUGUCCAACGUCUGUACAUCAUGUUAUGCUCAAAUGUUGGCACAUGGAUCCGACUACUCGCCCAUCCUUCCACCAGUUGCUGUCUGUAUUACCGUGCAUAGCUACAGACGCUGCAGAGGCAAUAUCUCAUCGGUGAUGAGUGCACUGCUGUUUGUAUUUAGGCGUGGACAGUAAACUAACAAAUGUGGAUAUAGAUUUAUAUAAAGUGUGGAUAGAUGAUAUAUUGCUCGUGGUAAACCCUGGUGGUUUUGGUUAUCCAUUGCUUUCUGUACAUUACCAUUGGCAUCUCUUGUACAGAUUGUUCACAAUAUAAAAAAGAAAUCUGUUUAUUGAAAUAAGAUGAAGACUAUGUUA